This is a messenger RNA of Oikopleura dioica, 405 nucleotides long. NCBI's taxonomy places the organism in Eukaryota, Metazoa, Chordata, Appendicularia, Copelata, Oikopleuridae. The record is from the annotation of a GenBank genome assembly.
AUGCCAGAUACUGCGGGAUCCUCACGGUUUUUGAACGAGCAAGGCCGUAAGUUUAGAGAAUGGGUUUCUAACAGAGAAAAACAGCGAACUUUCACCGUAAGAGAGCUGCAGCUUCUACUUGUGGACUAUUCUGAAGCAAUGGACUUCGAAAAGCAUGCUAACCAUAUGACGAUCGCCCGGGAUAUCAUCUACAAGACCAUCAAGUAUCCGAAAAUUUCUCGAAAGUUCGCCCUGGAUAGCCUUUUGCCUCUGAUGACGAUUGCCACACAGAACGAUUACAAGGAAGCACUCAACUUCAACUGGGAAUGCCACCGCCGGGAGAUGCUGAAGCCGAUCGAUGGCUCUGAAGACAAUUAUGGCCGUCGACGAUUCUACACGAAACGAGAAAGACAAGACGAAUGGUGA